Molecule: messenger RNA, 794 nt
Organism: Sorex fumeus (smoky shrew)
Lineage: Eukaryota; Metazoa; Chordata; Mammalia; Eulipotyphla; Soricidae
Gene: UFC1
Product: ubiquitin-fold modifier conjugating enzyme 1
Exons: 6
Coding region: 47-550 (167 amino acids)
Biological process (GO): protein K69-linked ufmylation
Cellular component (GO): cytoplasm
Molecular function (GO): UFM1 conjugating enzyme activity
Source: RefSeq, a predicted model, not a curated record
GGCCCCGGUGACGCCACUUCCGGCGGCGCGCCUGCCCGGCCCCAAGAUGGCGGACGAGGCCACCCGGCGGCUGGUGUCCGAGAUCCCGGUGCUGAGGACCAACGCGGGCCCGCGGGACCGCGAGCUGUGGGUGCAGCGGCUCAAGGAGGAGUACCAGUCCCUCAUCCGGUACGUGGAGAAUAACAAGAACGCGGACAACGAUUGGUUCCGACUGGAGUCCAACAAGGAAGGGACGAGGUGGUUUGGAAAAUGCUGGUACAUCCACGACCUCCUCAAGUAUGAGUUCGACAUCGAGUUUGACAUCCCCAUCACCUACCCCACCACGGCCCCUGAAGUCGCCAUCCCGGAGCUGGAUGGGAAAACAGCCAAGAUGUACAGGGGCGGCAAGAUCUGCCUGACGGAUCACUUCAAACCUCUGUGGGCCAGGAACGUGCCCAAAUUCGGACUGGCUCACCUCAUGGCUCUGGGGCUGGGCCCAUGGCUGGCCGUGGAAAUCCCGGAUCUGAUUCAGAAAGGCGUCGUUCAGCACAAGGAGAAAAGCAGCCAGUGACCGGCGGAUGGAGCCCCAGAGGCAGGAAUGACCCAGGCCAAGCAUGUGAAGCUGGAGCCGCAGUGGGCCUGGCCGGGAAGGACACGAAAUGCCUGGAUGCAGGCUUCUGAAUGUCUAAAUGAGCGCUCGCCGGCGGGGGGCCCCUAACCCUGGCUUUGCUUCUGGAUCUUGGAGGCGGCUGAUGGGAAGCCGGUCGGAAAGCCUGAUGGUUUCCGGAGGUGAACAGCAAUUAAAAAAAAAAAAA